Messenger RNA from Gymnogyps californianus (California condor), 3423 nucleotides. RefSeq names its product NACHT, LRR and PYD domains-containing protein 3-like. NCBI's taxonomy places the organism in Eukaryota, Metazoa, Chordata, Aves, Accipitriformes, Cathartidae. Gene Ontology annotation, molecular function: protein binding. Gene Ontology annotation, cellular component: cytoplasm. The coding region runs from base 222 to 3071 and encodes 949 amino acids. The record is from RefSeq and is a predicted model, not a curated record. The transcript is spliced from 9 exons.
CAGGGCUGCUGCCUCCCCCUCGCUGUAAGCCCGGUCGCAGUUGGCAGUGGCCAGCCCAGCUCGGAUCAGGCAAGCACAGCACAUCCCGCAAAGGCAGCGGAGGAGAUCGCAGGGAGAGCUGCGUGGGUACGGGCUCCCGAGCCGGCCGGCAUGGCAGCCCCUGGCCUCCAUCCCAGGCAGCUGCGAGGAGGCGGACACUCACCUUGAGCAGGUGACAUCCCAUGAUGGCAGGGGAAGAGCGUGCAUUAGCCGUCCUCUUACGAGCGCUGCAAGGUCUCGCACCUAAAGACUUUCAGGAGUUUAAGACGAAGUUAUCGGAGGUUCAUGUGGAAGGAGGAUGGAAUAUCCCCAAGGAUUCGCUGGCGAAGGCCGCCCACCCUUGCGCGCUUGUCAGCUGCAUGGGCGAGAACUACAGCGAAGACGCUGCGAUGGACGUAGCGAUUGGGUUGUUCGAAGAGAUGAACCAGAGAGACCUCGCUGAGAAACUCCUGGAUGAGAAGGUGAAAGAGUACAAGCGGAAAUACAGAGAGCACGUGGUCCAGGAGUUCCUCCGGUACAAAGAAGUAAACUCCUGCCUCGGGGAGAAUCUGUCUGUCAGCAGUCGCUACGCCACCCUGACCAUCGCCAGGAAGCCUCAGAGCAAGCGUGGAGGCGAGCAUGAAGCUGUGGGCGUCAGCCGUGGAUGUGCCGACGCCAGCAACGGACCAGCCACCGUCACCGUCACCGCGCAGACGCUGUUCAAACCCGACGAGGAUGGGCAAACACCGCAGGUCGUGGUGCUGGUGGGGGCCCCGGGGAUGGGGAAGACAAUGACGGUCAGGAAGGUGAUGGUGGAGUGGGUGGAAGAGACCCUCUACACGCAGUUUGACUACGUCUUCUGCAUAGACUGUAAAGACAUUGCCUUUACCAAGGAAGCAAGCGUGGCAGACCUGGUUUCAAAGUGUUGCCCUCACAGGCGAACGCCAGCUGGGAAGAUCCUGGACGACCAGAAGAAGAUCCUGUUCAUUUUUGAUGGCUUCGAGGCCCUAGGAUUUUCUUUGGUUCAGCCCAAAGACGAGCUGAGCUCUGACCCCAGGGAAGUGAAGCCGCUGGAAACCACCCUGAUGAGCUUGUUGAAGAAGACUGUUCUCCCCGAGUCCUCCUUGCUCAUCACCACGAGGCCAACUGCUCUUCAAAGCCUGGGGCAGUGCCUGGAGGGUGAGUAUUACGCGGAAAUACUGGGAUUUUCGGCAGCCAUGAGGGAGGAAUAUUUCCACAGGUAUUUUGAGAACAACAAUAAAGCCGACAUGGCCUUCAGGUUUGCCAGAGGCAACGAGAUCCUCUACAGCUUGUGCGUCAUCCCCAUCAUGAGCUGGACCGUCUGCACCAUCCUUGAACAAGGGCUGUACAAGAAGAAAAACCUCAUCGAGUGCUCUAAAGCCACCACGCAGAUGAGCAUGUUUUACCUCUCCCGGUUAAUGAAGUGCAGAGGCAGGGACAACCCACAGGACCUCCAGCAGUUCCUACACAAGCUUUGCUCCUUGGCUGCCGACGGCAUCUGGAAGCACAAGGUCCUCUUUGAGGAAAAGGAAAUCAAGGACCGUGGCUUGGACCAGCCAGACCUUCUCCCCCUCUUCCUCAACGAGAAGAUCUCAAAGAAAGGCGUAGACCAUGGGAAUGUCUACAGCUUCACCCACCUGCACCUCCAGGAGUUUUUUGCAGCCAUGUUUUACGUUCUGGAGGACGAUGAGGAAAUGGUCGGUGACUCAGGGGCUCUCGUGAAGGAUGUAAAUAUGUUAUUAGAAAGCUAUAGCGAGUCCAGGAAGGAUUUGAACUUAACGGUGCGGUUCCUGUUUGGUCUGGUAAGCCAAAAAUCGAUAGAGUACGCAGACAAAAUCAUCGGGUGCAGAAUUUCACCGCGAGCCAGGGAAGAUAUGCUGAGGUGGCUUCAGGGGAGGCACAGAGGCAUCUCCCAUCCCGGCCAAGCACUGAAGGUUUCGGAGUUGGACACUUUCCACUUUUUGUUCGAGAUGAACGAGAAAAGCUUCGCGCAAAGCGCGUUGGGUCGUUUCACUGACAUAGACUUGCAGGAUAUCAAGUUGACCCUGUACGACCAAAUGGCUCUUUCAUUCUGCAUCAGGCAGUGGGCUGGGCUGGGCUGCGUCACCCUCCGGGGAUGCUCCUUCGACCGGCAGGAUCCCGGGGAGGAACCUCGCUCCGGUGCCUUGGGAGACAGAGGACAUCCCCGUCCCCUCGCUGAGUGGCGGCAGGAGGAGCUGCACUCCCCCAUCCACCCGCUCUGCCAGGCGCUGCGGCACCCGGGCAGCGACCUGCGGGCGCUCCGGCUGCAGUGGUGCGGGCUGUCGGAGAGCUGCUGCGCGGAGCUGGCGGCGCUGCUGGCCGAACACCCCAGCCUGGCCCGGCUGGAGCUGGGCGACGGCACGCUGGGCGACGGUGGCGUGCGCCUGCUCUGUGAGGGGCUGCAGCAGCCCGGCUGCCGCCUGCGUGUCCUACGGCUGCGGUACUCCCGCCUCACCAGCGCCUGCUGCGAAGACCUCGCUGCUGUGCUGGGCACCAGCCUGCGCCUGGAGGAGCUGGAUUUGUCCUUCAACGAGGGGCUGCGCGAUGCCGGCGUGCAGCUGCUGUGCAAGGGGCUCCAGCGCCGCGCCUGCCAGCUGCAGGCGCUGCGGUUGGGGAGCUGCCGGCUGACGGGCGCCUGCUGCCAAGCCCUGGCCGCUCGGCUGGUGGAGAACCCCAGCCUCACCUGCCUGGACCUGAGCGACAAUGAGCUGGGAGCCGAUGGCGUCCUGCAGCUCUGCCAGCAGCUCCGGCAUCCCGCCUGCCCGCUGCAGGCCCUGGGACUGAGCACCUCCGGGUUAAACGAGGAAGCGCUGCAAGAGCUGGCCGCCCUGCAGGCACUGAAGCCCGACCUGAAGAUAGGGUACCUCCUCGAGCAGGACGUGCCGCAGGCGGGGGCCAUGGCCCGGCUGCCCUUCCACCGCGGGGUUCUGCCGGGCGCGGGGGGGCCGGGGGGCAGGAAGGCGCUCCCCUCCUUUAGGAGAGGUCCUUGCAACAACCAGAGCCGUUUCUAGCCCGGUUCUCGGUGCUGCUGAAGUCGGGGGGAAGCCUCCCUGGGUUUGAGCCUGCCCCAUGCGUGGGGGCACAGGGGAGGAGGUCCUGCCUGCAUUUGCUGGGGGUCGGGGCAGAGCCGGUCCGGGUCCUUCCCUCUCCCGUUUCCCCACACGCGUCGGUGGGAAUAGUGGUGUGGGCGUUUGCCGAUGCUAAAUAAAGGCCUUGGGCCCAGGCCCAGGAAUCCCGCUCUGCUCUUCCCCAUCCUCCUCCCUGUCCCCACCGUGCCCUGGGAUGUGUCUGUGGGUCCAGCUCCUGCCCCACGUCCCCGAGGGAUAGCGAGGUGCCACCCCUGGAAGCGAGUCUCCAGCCAGU